Molecule: messenger RNA, 929 nt
Organism: Papilio polytes (common Mormon)
Lineage: Eukaryota; Metazoa; Arthropoda; Insecta; Lepidoptera; Papilionidae
Product: 15-hydroxyprostaglandin dehydrogenase [NAD(+)]-like
Exons: 5
Coding region: 55-879 (274 amino acids)
Cellular component (GO): cytoplasm
Molecular function (GO): oxidoreductase activity, acting on the CH-OH group of donors, NAD or NADP as acceptor
Source: RefSeq, a predicted model, not a curated record
AAAUUGUUUAGUCAUUUUAUGAAGUUUGAUCGGUACAACACGGACUAAACAAAGAUGGCCGCUCAGUGGGACGCGAAAAAUAAAAACUGUCUAAUCACCGGUGCUGCUGCAGGAUUAGGCGCAGCAUAUGUUGAAGCUUUAUUAAAAGAAGGUGCAAAGAAAGUAGCAGUUGUUGAUAUUGAUGAACAAGCUGGACAAGAAUUAGUCGCUCAAUUAAACGAAACGUAUAACAAUUCAGUUAUAUUUGUCAAAUGCGAUGUCAGCAAAGAACCAGAGAUUGACCAUUGCUUUAAUAUUGUGGUUAAAGAAUUUGGAAAUAUUGACGUUUUGAUAAACAACGCAGGUAUCAUGAGUGACUUGGAAACAACAUGGAGAUUAGCAAGUGAUGUUAAUUAUCAAGGACUAGUGUCGUUCACAAUGAAAGCAGUAAAGCACAUGAGGAAGGACGAAGGAGGCGCUGGCGGUGUCAUAGUCAACAUAGCCUCUACUGCUGGAUUGACUAGAAUAAACACCUUCCCUAUUUACAGCGGAUGUAAAGCAGCUGUUAUUCACUUCUCACAAAAUUUAGCUUUGCCACCGUUCUUCGACGACACAGGCAUAAGAGUGAUGGUACUGUGCCCGGGAGCCACCGCUACCAAACUGGUUCAAGGCCUCGCGAAAAAAGUCGUUGAUAUGAAAAACAGUCAAAUGAUGGAAGAAAUGUUCGGCAAAGUACACAUACAAAGUGUGGAGUCCGCGGUGAUCACAAUGUUGAAGCUAUUAAAGGACGGCAAUAACGGAUCGAUCUGGCUCUCCACUCACGACCGACCACCACACGAACUGACACCGCAGAUUAACAAAUACUUUGAUGAAUUAGAAAAACUAACUUUUUUAAACUAGCUUUCGCCCGCGUCUCUGUCCGCGUGGAAUAAAAUAAAAACAAAAACAUC